AUGUUAAAUAUUUUGGUUGCAAUUCCUGGUUCCGUACCUUCGAAAGACCUUAAUGAGGGUCUUCUUUUGGCAGCUAAAGAAGGUUACACCGAAUGUGUCGAUUGCCUGAUAAAAGCCGGGGCUGAUAUUGAUACAACUGAUAAUUCUGAUCAGACACCUUUUUACCUGGCUGUCUGCAACAAUAAAAUCCCUUCGGCACUCUUUCUUCUCAAAGCUGGGAAUGAAUGCGAUGCACUUGCCAAUAAUGGUUUUGCUGCCAUUCAUAUUGCCUAUAACCUCAGGAAUAAUUUUUAUAACUAUUCCUUCUGUUAUCAUUCUCCCACUUCUUUCUUCUUCCUUCCCCUUUCUAUUUCCUCCUCCUUCCUGUUUUUCUCCCCACCUCCUCUCCAAUUUUCCUCCUCUUUCUGUUUUUCUCCUCCUACUGUUCUCCUUUCUAUUUUCCUCUUCUUUAUGUUCUCUAACUCUCUCUUCCCUAUUUUUACUUUUUCUAUUUUUCCCCUCCUUCCAUUCCCCUUUAUGUUUCCCUGCUCUUUCUGCUUCCCCACCCACUCCCUUCUGUUCCUCUCCUAUUUUUCUCCACUUCCUGUUUUUCUACUCCCACUGUUCCCAUUAAUGUUUUCCUCCAGUUUUUGUUUUCCUACUUCUGCCACUCUUCUCUCCUCCUCAUAUUUUUCUCUUCCUCCUGUUACCUUUUGUUUCCUCCUCUUCAUGUUUUCCUCUUCUUUUUGUUUCCCCCUCCCUCCCCCUACUAUUUUUCUUCUCCUCCUCUUACAUUUCUGUUUCCAAAAAAGGAGAAAAUGA
Acanthosepion pharaonis is the source of this 801-nucleotide messenger RNA. Lineage: Eukaryota; Metazoa; Mollusca; Cephalopoda; Sepiida; Sepiidae. The record is from the annotation of a GenBank genome assembly.